AUGCAGGCGUCCCUCGGAGACCCCAGAGCAGUGGACAGUAAUGUGAAAACAAUACUCAUGUCGUGUCUGAAAGGGCAACAAGUCAUCAUUAAAAUGGAGGCGAUGAAAAUCAUCCACCCGGAGAAGUUUUCGGAGCUGCAGGCCUCGCAGCCGCGCUACGCGCCGGCCCCGCGCCGCGAGCCGCCCCUCGUGGCCAAGCGUGCUUGGCCCUCCGAGUCCGAGAUCAUCGUCAACCAGGCGUGCGGGGACAUCCCCGCCUUGGAUGCCACCCCCGGCCCCCUGCCGCUGCCCCGGACUCCCCCCCUGCCGCGGCGAGAGCGCGGGUACCAGAGCCAGCGGAAGGGCAGCUCGGAGGUCUGCUACCACCGGCAGCCGCCGUCAGACGAGGUGAUCGUCAACCAGUACGUGCUGCACCCCUCGACACCCUGCGAGCCCCUCGAGUGCCCCACCUGCGGCCACAUGUACAACUUCACCAACAAGCGGCCCCGCAUCCUUUCCUGCCUGCACUCGGUGUGCGAGGAGUGCCUGCAGAUCCUCUAUGAGUCCUGCCCCAAGUACAAGUUCAUCUCCUGCCCCACCUGCAAGCGGGAGACCGUCCUCUUCACCGACUACGGGCUGGCGGCGCUGGCCGUCAACACCAGUAUCCUCAACAGACUGCCGGCCGAGGCCCUGGCCGCCAACCCCGUCCAGUGGAGCAGCGACACCGACCGCAGCUGCUACCAGACCUUUCGCCAGUACUGCGGGGCUGCCUGCACCUGCCACAUCCGAAACCCGCUGUCUUCCUGCACCAUCAUGUGA
This is a messenger RNA of Nipponia nippon (crested ibis), 798 nucleotides long. Lineage: Eukaryota; Metazoa; Chordata; Aves; Pelecaniformes; Threskiornithidae. The record is from RefSeq and is a predicted model, not a curated record.